This is a messenger RNA of Spodoptera frugiperda (fall armyworm), 1035 nucleotides long. RefSeq lists its product as uncharacterized. The coding region runs from base 142 to 942 and encodes 266 amino acids. The record is from RefSeq and is a predicted model, not a curated record. NCBI's taxonomy places the organism in Eukaryota, Metazoa, Arthropoda, Insecta, Lepidoptera, Noctuidae. The transcript has 4 exons.
UUUAUAAACCUGUAUACUUAAACCUCAGAGCGAUAAGAAGAAUUAUUGAAAAUAUAAAAUUGACGUAUUUUAUGUAGUUCACAUGUUUGAUAACAGUUCAAUUGCAUUUUUCUUGAGGUUUUCGGCCAAGCACUGCUUAUAAUGUCGAGCCUCGGAAUAUUAUUUAUAGUUACACUAUCGAUUAUUGGAUCAUUAAACACUGUAGAAAGUGCUAAUAAUAAAGCCGCAGACUUAAAUACAGUUUUAAACUUUCUACAACAGCUUAAACAGUCUUCUGAUUCGACUACUGAUUCUGAUGACAACACAGACGACUAUUUCACUGAAAUAGACAAAGCUAACAAUCGCGAUGAAAUGUUAGAAAAAGAAAGAAUAAUUGAUUUAAUAGAAAAAGUUGCUAAAGAAAAUAGUAAUAAGGUUCAAGAUAAUAAUCGUAUAGAAAAAUCUGAUAGAAAUCAGUUAAGUCAAAAUGAUAAACUUGGUGACGCGUUUGAUAAUACUGUACAAACGCAAAUAUUAGCGAAGUUACUAUCUCAAGACAUGAAUAAAGAAAUUAAAACGAAACCUAGGAUCAAACCCAAUCGCUUGGUACCGACUGUGUCUGUCAAUGAAGUUGAUAGAAAUGACAAUGUCGUCACUGGAUUAGAAGAUUAUUCGAAAAUAUAUGUGGUUUUGAAUCCACAAGCUGUUGAUAGGAGUAAGAAUAAGAAUGCUUUUAAUGAACUGAUUUCGAAAAUACUCUCUUUGUCUUCUUUGACGUCAAAAAAAGAUAAUCAAAGGCAACGAAAGCCUCGUCGCUAUAAAGGUUUUCUUGUCAAAGAAGAUAUGCCCCAAAGAAGAUUCAGGCAAGCCAUGGCCAACCGUGCUCGAAGGUAUAAUCAAAACAGGCAAUUGAGACGAAACAUUGGUUAUUACCCUGCUCGUACCGCCGGCCCGUCCGAAUAGAACAGAGCCAUCUAUGAACAGGAUGAUGAAUCACUUUUAGUUGCAAUUGGCAAGUAAAUAUAUUACGUAAUAAAUUGUUCCACUGAAAUAAAG